Molecule: messenger RNA, 1596 nt
Organism: Alternaria novae-zelandiae
Lineage: Eukaryota; Fungi; Ascomycota; Dothideomycetes; Pleosporales; Pleosporaceae
Exons: 3
Coding region: 1-1596 (531 amino acids)
Source: RefSeq, a predicted model, not a curated record
AUGCGAGAACUAUACAAACUCAACAUGCGCGAUCCAGCUAAGAGAGAACUAUACAACAACAGACUGAUAUCAACAGAACGCGGCUGGAUACUACUGAGCGAGUAUCUUGAGGAAAGGAAUCGCGAGCCCAUAGUGACACCGAGUCCGGAGACAACAUACACACCGAUUACGGAGCGUUCAACGACACCACAGCCAAGACUACCUGUUCGCUGGCGCGACAGCCCUUUCGCGAAGUUGUCGAAGGAAGUACGACGAAACAUCUAUCGUCACUACUACGAAAUUCCAGGCGGCUACAAAGUCAAUCCCCAUACCAAUCAAUUGAGCAUGCCUGAUGGUGGGCCUAUCGAUCUCUCGCUCAGGUCCGUGUGCAGGGCGUUCAAUGAAGAGACAAAGGGUCUCGAAUUUGAGUGGAACACUAUUCACUCCGCCACCACCGAAUUGUCAUCAGAGUUGUCUCUGAUGGCUGCGUGUUGCGACAACGAUGUCAGAAUUGCUCUCAAUCUGGGACAGAAAGUUCUACUCGAAGCGCGCUCACUUAUCCACCACGUCCAAGCCGGUAUACUCCACGAAUUUCCAGCAUACUGGCAUGUCUUGGAAGACUUGCAGCGAUAUGGUCGACACAGGCACCCAACCGGAACACUGAUGAACAACGACAUGGACCCGCCCACAGAGCUACGCUUUCUUAGCAGUAUCCUGAAAAUGCUCUGGACCCAUAAAGAUUUCGAAGCAACGGUGGGGAGAGAACUCUCCAACUACAGAAUCAUCGAAACGUUGGAAAACCGGGCCACCAAGGACCUCUGGCAAAUCGACGAAGGGUCGAACUGCCGCUUUGACGCUUCCACAAGAUACAGCUUCUCUGCCGCCGCAGUAAUGAUUCGGUUCUUGAAGGCAAGUAUCGUCAACCCUGCGUUCAUGCACAUGCGAAAGCUACAUAUGCAUGAGGACCGUGCCUCUGCCGCUUUCCCCGAAUACCACGCGAAGCCCUUCAUAGGGUUCUGCAAGAUCAAUCCAAACCUCAACGUCCACCGCCGCGUCAGCUUAUGGAAUGCAAUAUUUGCGUCGGUCCACGACGCAGACCUAUAUCAUCCUGUCAAUAUUUUCGCUGCUACUACAUUUCGGUGGAUGGAAGAAGCGCGAAAUAUGGCUUACUCGUCUGUCCACCACCAUAUGCCUUACCGUCUGGAGAUCGACUGUGACAACAUGCCCGACCUUGCAAGCGAUAUCAUCCAUUCGUUCGAGAUCGAGGCAGCAUGGCAGAACAAACUUGGUGACAGCAUGCGUUCGGAAUCACAGGGUGUUCACGCCAUGGAGGAAACUCAUUCCAAGUACGCGUGGGAUCGAUCAGGGAGUUUUGAGUUUCUUAUGGGACUACUUCGAGUACCCCCUCGCGAGGGAAUGAUGGUGCAUUACAACUUCAAACCCAAGAGCGUGCGGCUUGGGUGGAUAAGCCGCCUCAGGUUCAUGGGGGAGUCAUGGGACGAGGCGUCGUGGAGGGAGUACAACGAUGAGCGCCAGCGUUUCAUGCGGCGGUUGACAAUCUUGUGGGAUCAAGGGUUCGUCGGAGGUAAGAGGAACGACCCCAUCAUGAUUGAUUAG